Molecule: messenger RNA, 1209 nt
Organism: Dictyostelium discoideum AX4
Lineage: Eukaryota; Evosea; Eumycetozoa; Dictyosteliales; Dictyosteliaceae
Exons: 1
Coding region: 1-1209 (402 amino acids)
Source: RefSeq, a predicted model, not a curated record
AUGGAACAACAACAACAUGAUGAUAAUAUAAUUAUAGAAGAAACUAAUAAUUCAAUAACAUUUAAUGUUUGUAAUACAAUAAAAAGUAAAGUUAAAUAUGAAGAUUUUUCAAUAGAUUCAAUAAUGAAUUAUCAAGAAAUAGCAGAAGAGUUAGAUGAAGAGGGUAAUGUAAUUGGUGAACCAGUUGAACAAGCAAAAGAAAAAGUAAUAAUAAAUUCAAGUUUAAAUGAAAACUCUAAAUUUAUUGGUUGUAAUUCAUUUUUUCAUUCUGCUAUCAAAGCAUUUUCAGAACACCAUCAUUUAAAUAUACGUCCUGAUGAUAUUUGGAUGGCAAUUUUAAAUAAUUUUUCAACUUUUAUUAAUAAAUAUGCACAAGAUUUGAGAGACAAGUUGGUAGACUUUAAAGAGGGAAAGAAAUUAUUAAUGGUUGAAACUGACUAUCCAAUUUUAAAAGCACCUCAUGAUAAAUUAACAUUAGAAAUUAGUAAAGAAAUUGAAAAAAAUAUAAAAGAUCCAUCAAUUCGUGAUUGGAUAAUACCAAAUUUUUCAACAACCACCCAAACUGAUAAAGUUGUUUUCGCAUCUGCAUUAAUGUCAACUGUAAAAUCUUUUUUCGAUUUUAAAUGUUAUACAAGAUGUGGUUUACCAAGUGUUACUCUUUUUGGUACUGUUGAUGAUUGGUUAAAUUUAAAAGAAAGAAUUGAAAGAUUGAAAGAAUUUGAUAUUAUAAAAAAUAAAAACCAAGAGGAAGAAGAGGAGGGACAAGAGGUAACUAAUAAACCAAUUAUGAGUGAAUGGGUAUCAAUGCUUCAUCCAAUCAUUGAUGAAUUCAUUUUAACAGCAUCAGGUAAACCAAAUAUUGAAUGGUGGUCAUUAAUUGCUAAAGAAAAUGCAAUAAGUGGUGGGCCUAUUAUAAAUGGAUGGAUUACAGUUUUUUCAAUUUUUAAUAAAAAAAGUGUUUGUAUAUUUGAUAAUCAACAAUAUUGGUCCAAUGGAAGGGAAAAAAGAUUAUUAAAUCCUAAUACUUGGUUGAGAAUAGGUUAUCAUAUGGCUUUAAAUGGUUAUCUUUCUUCUCCAAUUCUUUUGGUUGAAGGUCCCAAUCAAUACAACUCAACUUUAUUUGGUGGACAUAUGGCAAUUAAAAUUGAUGAAAAUUCUCCAACAACAAUUUCCCCUUCACUUGAUUGGUGUUUGGUUAUUGAUAAAUAA